UUCAAUUCCUUCACUGUUUUCUUCUGAAUGAACAAACCCAUUGGUUUGGUUGAACACUUAACUGAAGACUUCGUCAUCCUAGGACUUCCGAACAACACAGCCGCAAGCCACGCGCGAUGGGUGGUGAAGCUCCGGUUACAGUCUUUGCCGACACUAACUUAGGCACUCGCAUCGCCUUCAAUGCCUCUCCUAACAUUACAUCUGCAUCUCUCAAAAGAGACUUUGAGAAAGCACACCUCAGUUGUUUACCAGAUAUUGGAGAGAUUCAAGUCAAUGGAUUAAUGGUGAAGCGAAAAUCAUUCUUCUACUACCUCCCUGAUUCCUUUCCUAUAAAGUUUGCUUUCCCUGCGAUGCUAGGAACAUGGUUUCUUCAUGUGGAAGUUAAGCACUUAAAAUGCUUGUGUACUCCUUGUUCACCCUGUGAUGAAGAUGUUCUACAAAAACAUAAGGACUUAAUGGUCUGCAAAGGUGACAAGACAAGAUGUAACAGUGAGGAAAAGAAAAUAAAAGGGUUCCAACCCGGAGCAUGUUUGGUGGAAGAACAUGAAAUCACUAAUCUUGUUUCAAAGAAGCUGGAGGAAAAUGAAAUCUCUCAUGAAAAUCAAGCUCAAAAUGCAGCCACUGGAAUGUCAGAAAGACAUCCCUGCAUAUUUGGAGACAAACCUACUGGUAUGGCUAAGAGUUCAAACGUAAUGCCAGAGAAUAAAUUUGAAAAUCUGGUUGAGUUGCAUCCUAACUCGAUGCAAAGCAGCCACAGUAACAUGUCAACACAAUUGAUAUCAGUCACAGGUAUAAUCAAUAAAUAUUUUACAAGUUUCAAUGGCAUUGACAAUUUUAGCAGCUCUUCAAACUCAGAUCUUACCUCUAGAGCUGUGCAUAGUGAGAUUGAAGUUCAUUCAAACGCCAGAGAACGUGGUUGCUUGAAAAUACAAAGAGAUUCCCUGCCUCAUUUCACUCCCAAAACAUCUCCACAUGUCUUGCAUACUCCAUUGGUUUCCAAAAAAUCAAGAAGCAAAAACAGAAAAUUGAAACCUGGUAAACGUCCUUUAUCAGGGAGCAAAACUAGAAAAUCAAGAAUCGGAACUCGUCUUCUUUCAGCUUCACGGAAUCUUGGGGUUUCUAUCACCAAGCAUGAUCCUACUAUUCCAUUCCGAAUAUUGAAAGAUAGCAAACUACUACAGGGAAAAUCUCAAAUGAAGGGUUCGAUAUUUUCUAUCUCUGGCAGUGAUGACGAUUGAGUUGUAGACCUUAACAUAUCUUUAAAUAUGUAGAAUGGUUUUGAAUAUCAUACUUCUGAUUUAGCAGUAUGAUGAGUGAAAUUAUAGGCAAAAUGUUGUAAGUGAAACUUGUUGAUCGCAAAAAGAGCAAACAGAUGUUGUAACUAGCAGUUUUGAUACUAUACAGAGUUCUGAAACAGCUUAGAUGAAUUCA
Molecule: messenger RNA, 1431 nt
Organism: Vigna umbellata (rice bean)
Lineage: Eukaryota; Viridiplantae; Streptophyta; Magnoliopsida; Fabales; Fabaceae
Source: RefSeq, a predicted model, not a curated record